Molecule: messenger RNA, 2608 nt
Organism: Limanda limanda (common dab)
Lineage: Eukaryota; Metazoa; Chordata; Actinopteri; Pleuronectiformes; Pleuronectidae
Gene: faap100
Product: FA core complex associated protein 100
Exons: 8
Coding region: 47-2599 (850 amino acids)
Biological process (GO): interstrand cross-link repair
Cellular component (GO): nucleoplasm; Fanconi anaemia nuclear complex
Source: RefSeq, a predicted model, not a curated record
UACACAUUGCUCUUCCUCCUCCUCCUCCUCCUCUCUCUCUGUGGUGAUGGACGGACGCUGUGCUGUUGACACAUGGACACAGUUCGGCUGCACACACGCAUCUUUCUCACCGAGGAUCACGUUCGGUUUAGGGACAGAUGUUUACAUCUGCACAGGCAGCGAUGAAGUCUACGUCUUCAACACUCGAGAGAGAAAAGUAACUGCUGUCCUCCAGUUCCCUGCCCCUGUGAGUGACCUGUCUGAGAGUCAUGACAAACAGCUCCUCUAUGUGUCCUGUGGUAGUGGAGUUUACUGUUUCAGCCCUCUACUUCUGCUGUCCAGGGCUCAAACCUCCCCGGCUGAUGCCUCCUCCCGUCCAGCUGUGCUGAAGAUCUCCUCUGAAUCCCUGGUGGUUGGAGAGGAAGGUGUGUCGUCGCUGCUCCUCGUCGGCUCUGUGCUCCUGAUCCUCUCUCAGAGAGAAACGUCCUGGCUGCUGAGUCUGUACAAAACACAAGCACAGUCCAGCAGCUACGAGCUGCUCAGUUCCUUCAGUCUGCCACUGGUCUCAGCUGGUGCACAGGGUGACACUGAGAGAGCAGGAAUGAGAAGGAGGCCUGUGCUGUCUUGUGUCCACUCUGGCGACCCAUCGUCCACCUUAUCCGACAGUCAUAUCCACCUCAAACCUGUCCUUUUCAAACUUCUCUUUGGGAUUGAUACCGCCCUCGCCAAAUCACCGGUUAUCCUUUUCGGCCUUCCAGAUGGACGCCUGUGUUUCCUCCCUCUGCGUCUCCCAGGAUCACGGCUCCGAGUCCUGCAUAGCCUGGAGCAGCCAGUCGUGUUUGUCGGAGCAUCUGUUGUCAAGGAAACGGAUCCAGGACAUGCGCAAUGUUUGGUGGCAAUGGGGGAACAAGGGAGAGUGGUGCUGAUGAAGGCUAUUAAGGGAGGAUCAGAGGGAGCGGGGAGCACAGCUGGUUUUAUUGAAGGGUGUGUACCGGGGCCUGUGGUGUGUGGCUCUGUGGAUCAACACCAUCUUUACUACAGCACUGGUUCAGACCUGUUGCUGCUGGAUCUGUCAGAGGGAUCAUCUGGGAGAGAAGGACAGGAAAGGGAUGAGGAGACAUCCAGUAAGACACCUGCUGCCCUCCAAAGCCCCACCAGUUUGAAUGUGUGUGGAGUCAUGACCUUGGCUGCACUUGAACACAACACGGCAGGUGGAGUUCAGCUGCUGGGGCUGUCUGUCAGAGGACAGCUCCAGAGGAUUGUCCUACCUGAGGGGCGACAGGACGUAGGGGUGUCCAGUCAGACUUCCUCUCAUGGUGGCCGCAGCGUCAGGGAUCUCCUGUCUGCAAUCGGGGGGGUGUGUGAAAGAGUUUCGGCGCUGAAAACUACCAUCAAAUCCAAAAACCAAAUUCUGCGGCACCUGAAUCAGGUGCUCAACGUCAGCUUCCUGCUGACAGCCAGGACAAAUGCUGAAGAACAUCCACCCGUGCAGGAGAAGCAAAUUCGAUGCCGAGCCAUGACCAGAUGGAGCAGGCUGCUCCAGAAAGACUUCCUGACCCUAACAUGUGUCCUGGAUAAUUCCAGUCCUUAUGUUUUGGAGCAGGGCUGGACACUGAGCGUUACUGUGUUUCCUGUGUCCUACUCACCCAGCGCAGGAGGGGAAAGCUCCUCCACAAAUUUUUCAUUCCCAUUUCACGAUCUCCAUCCAGGGGAAACAUUAGAAGUGUCGCUACCCCUCGCAGCUGCAGGCGACACAUGCUUCCCUUUGAGGGUGGCCUGCUCGCUCAUCUUCUCUCUCUCGAGUCUCCUGGCAGAGGAGGAGAGGACGCACCUCCCCGACCUGCAGAGCGGUUGUAUCAGUUUGCCCUUGGACACACUGACGGUAGAUUGGCUGCACGCUCUGCAGCUGAGCCGUCCCACGACCCAUCCCAUCAACAAAAACUCCACAUGUCAAUCCAGCAACAUCACAACAGAUACCGUCCAAGCUUUUCUAAGCUCACACCGGACUCGGUGUAUCGGAAGAGGAGGAGGAGGAGAGAGUGCAGCGAAGGCUGAGCAGUACUCGGCCAGGUUUCGGGUGUCGUCCGAGCUUCUUGGGGACGCACUGGUGGAAACCUCAGAUCCUCAAAAUCUGUGCAUUGCUCUUCUGGACUGGCUGUUGUCUGAAGGUCCAGGAGGAGGGAGGACGGGACAACAAGGAGACAAGUCGUCACUGAGCAGCUCUGUUGUCCAAGCUCGAGGUCCAAAUGGAGAAACGGUCAAACUGAGUGCUAAAGAGGUGAACAUAGGGGAGGAGAGCUCGGGGAAGGAGGAGUCCCUGAGCACGAUAGAAGUUCAGGUAGACAGUUCAUCUAUUGCAGCAGUGUGUGGACUGCACCAUGCUGUGUUGCACCGGAUACAGGCUCUGCUGCAGAGAGCUCCUGAGAGCACUGCUUCCACAAAGAGGGUCCUGAGCUCAGGUUUGAGACGGGCACUUCAGCGGGCCGAGCGCCUGUUACCGCAGAUCCAGCAAAGUCGAAUCUCGGGGGUGUUUGGCGACGGGACGUCCACGGGGCAGAUGACCCGAUCUCUUCUCGCCAUUUAUCAAGAACUCAGAGAAAACCCUCUCCUUAUAAUAUAACAUGUUUGU